Phytophthora nicotianae INRA-310 is the source of this 2907-nucleotide messenger RNA. RefSeq lists its product as hypothetical. The transcript has a single exon. NCBI's taxonomy places the organism in Eukaryota, Oomycota, Peronosporomycetes, Peronosporales, Peronosporaceae. Gene Ontology annotation, cellular component: membrane. The coding region runs from base 506 to 2614 and encodes 702 amino acids. The record is from RefSeq and is a predicted model, not a curated record. Gene Ontology annotation, biological process: transmembrane transport.
CCAAUGGCAGCGCAUAACGCCGUCGACACAUUCCCACGGCAUUCCGGCGUUGUAUUGCUGAGACCGUCCACGGUCAACUGCAUCCGUUAAAGAUCCAAGCAACAGGCAACAAGUACGCGCACAGCAGUCUUGAAGCGCCAGCAACCUCGACUGUGUUUUGAUUAUACCUUCCUACCGCUUCGCUUCCAGUCUGUCGUUCAUGCAAGUGGUCUGAGCAAUCCGAUACAAUAGUGCGCGUCUUGAUCCCCGCAACGGCGCUCGUCACACCAUUCCUGGCGAUCACGUGUCAGUCAUCUCAGUAUCCCACGCCACCUCGACUGAGUACGCCGCCUUCAUUGGCGUACAUUAACCGUCAAACCAGUGCAUUCCCUCUCCAACACUAGCAGUGCGUGUCACAGUCUUUAGUCGGGAUGCUCGUUUCUAAGCCACUUCGCCAUGACCAGCCCAGUCCUCUGCAGAGCUCAUUCUUCAUUCUGCUGCUUUUGGCACAAGUCCAAGAUCCACGAUGGCGUCGUUCAUUCGCCAACUAACGGGUCAUCACGAGAGCGAGCGGUUCGCGAUGCCCAAGAGGACGUGGAUGCAGCAGCUACAGCACUACGCACCGAUCUUCCGUUGGCUGCCGCAGUACAACUUGGCCAAGGACCUUAAAUUCGACAUCGUGGCCGGUAUCACCGUAGCCAUGAUGCUCAUCCCGCAGGAGGUGUCGCUUUCCACGAUCAUGAACGUCCCGGCUCACCACGGCCUGUACACUGCUGCCACGGCUCCGUUAGUGUACGCUAUCUUCGGGUCCAGCACGGUGCUGUCAGUCUCCAGCGGCUCUGAAGUCUCACUAUUGGUUGGUACCAUUCUCGAGGACAUUGACGAUGAGAACGAGCGAGUAGCUACCGGUAUCAUGAUGGCUUUCCUAAGUGGCUGCAUCCUGCUGAUCGUACGGAUCCUGAACCUAAGCCAACUCGCUGAUUUCUUCUCUCGACCAGUUAUGGGCGGCUUUGUAUCGGCCGGUGGCAUCCUCAUCAUGUUGUCACAGUUCUCGAACGCUUUGGGCAUCAAAUUCCCGUCACAGGACUACCCACCGCAGACAGUGUACCAGGUUUUUAACCACAUCGGAAGCACCAACUUGACUGCGUUUGCGGUGGCUGCUGUUUCCAUCGUGUAUCUAAUUGGUGUUAAACUUUUUAAGAAGAAAUUCUUCCCGUCGCCAGUGCUGAUGCAGCUAUUCGAGACUGACAAACCGACCAAAGAGGAGACCGAACAGAUCGUCACUCCGGUGGUGAAUAACAAUGCUGAGGUGACGCAUAGUCACGGUUUUUCUCUAACGGAUCAACAGUAUAUGAGUAUGGAGUCUGCACGUCAACGUCGUGGUGACCACACGCCUCUAAGUGAAGUGGCCGAGAAGAAUUUGGCUGACGAAAAACCGAAACAGUCGAAAACCAAACUUCUCGGUAUUUUCCUUGUGCGUACAAUUUGUGACCUUGGUCCAUUGGUGGUGUGCAUUGUCGGUGGUAUCGUUGGAUACGUGCUUGGUUCGUCGCGUCUGAAACUAACGGGUACGAUUCCAGGCGGCUUUCCCGAUCCCAAAGUGCCUUGGUAUGGCUUCGAUGAGGGACUAAUUGCAAGUGACCGCUUUGGAACGAUCCUGUACAACUCGCUUACAGUCGUAGUCGUCGUUUUCUUGUCGAGCAUCGCUAUGUCCAAACGUUUGGCUAUUCAGCGUGGCGAAGAUAUUAAUUGUGACCAGGAACUCACGGGUCUGGGCGUUGCCAGUGUCGUCUGCGGUUUUUUCCAGGCUAUGCCCCCUACGGGAGGUAUGUCCCGUACUGCAGUCAAUCUAUUGAACGCCCAUACACAACUAUCGUCAAUUAUCACGACGUUGAUUGUGAUCCUCGCGCUGUACACGCUGACGAGUGCCAUGUAUUAUCUUCCGAGUGCAACACUGGCGUCGAUCAUUAUUGUUGCUGGAUACUCGUUGGUCGAGUUCAAGGAGGCCAAGUGGCUGUACCGAGUCAAACGCGAUGAGUUCGUUGUAUGGACUGCAUCGUUCAUCUUGACGCUUGGUCUUGGAGUGCUGGAUGGCCUCAUUGCAUCCAUUGUAUGCUCAGUACUGGCGCUCAUGUGGAAGACCAAGACACAACCCGUUGUGAUCCUUGGCGAGCUGGACAACGGGAGAUAUGUCGACCGUGAACUUUUCAGUGAAGCACACGAUCUCGGCGAUGUCAUUGUCAUUCGUGUCGACAGUUCGCUGUACUUUGCCAACUGCGAGCGUGUGGCUCUCUUCGCUGAGCGUGAAAUGACGCGCUUGAAAGCGAACGGCAUUAUUACGCGUGGUGUGGUGCUGGAUAUGUGCAAUAUGAAUGAUCUGGACGCUACGACGAUUCAAGUCUUGUCGGAUAUGCAGGAGAAACUGGCGGUGCGUAAAGUACGAUUCGCCAUUGCGAACGCUAAGAGCCGACUGCAUGACAUCGUGGCCUCCACCAAUAUUAUCAAGCGUAUUCUAGCGAAUGAUCCGAGUAUUUCAGUGGAAGAGGCAGUGCGUUUACUUCGAGAGUUGCCAGUCCCAGGCAAUACGUCGCCAUCCUCGAAAUCUCGACUGUCGACGGUGCAAGACAAAGUGUAAGAUCGACAAAAUGAAAUGUCUGUUUUUACCGAGUUUCAUCCAAAGGUCUGGGUCAUUGUUUAUCCUCCAGUGCUCGGAUGGUUACUAAUAUCCGAUCCACAGUCUUUGCAUCGAGUGGCAGCACCUUUGACAAACUCCUUGCAGUAAGGGCACUGCUUCUUGACACCCACUUUGAGUUUGAAGACGAACUCCAAUGCUAAAAAGCGCAGUCAUCAUCAUAAGUUAGUAUUUUUAUCAAUUUAAAUUAAUGUCCGGAUGCAUGCACGCACCUUUCUUGACAGCAAUGAACAGGA